AGGGCUUGUAGCAGUGAAUUUCUUUGAACAUAUUCACAUGAGUGAGAGACGGGUUGGGUUGGAUAAGCGGCACCCAAGCAGACAGUGUAAGUAGCACCCCUGGGACUCCUUCCGAGUGCUGCUCAUUGACUACAGGUUUAUUAGGCAGAUGACCUGUAAGUGGAGCUGAAGCAAAUACUGAUUUCUUGUAGAUUCAGCUAAAAUGCUUGUACCUUUAUUGCUGCUACUUGUUCUGGUAAAAGAAACUUCAGCAAGUAAUCAAGGCUGUGAAAAUGUUCUCCUAUCUGAGAAGAAGAAAAGAGUUUUGAACAUUUUGGCGUGCUGGGAUGAAAAUAAUUUUGAGGACCAGAUCAGGCCUCCAAGUGCCACUGGCUAUUCAUAUAGAAGCUGUAAGGAGAUCAAGCUGUGGGACAAUCAGGCCACAGAUGGCAUUUAUACAUUAACCACUAAGAAUGGAAUGACCUAUCAAACAUUCUGUGACAUGAGCACAAAUGGAGGAGGUUGGACACUGGUGGCCAGCAUUCAUGAGAACUACAUACAAGGCAAGUGCACAUCUGGAGAUCGCUGGUCCAGUCAGUCGGGAAACAAUGCAAACAACCCUGCAGGCGAGGGCAAUUGGGCAAAUUAUGCCACAUUUGGACUGCCGGAAGGAGCAACUAGUGAUGACUACAAGAACCCUGGAUAUUAUGACAUCAGUGCCAAAAACGUGGCUGUGUGGCACGUGCCAAACAAUACACCUCUGGAGCUUUGGAAAAACUCUUCUUAUUUAAGAUAUCGAACAGACAAUGACUUUCUAAAGGAUGAAGGAGAGAACCUCUUCCAUUUGUAUAAAAAAUACCCAGUGAAAUAUGACGUUGGAAGCUGCCCAAAAGACAACGGACCAGCCAUACCUAUUAUUUAUGACAUUGGAGAUCCUGAGAAGACAUCAAACUUAUACUCACCAAAUGGAAGAAGGGAACUUAUUCCUGGCUUUAUCCAGUUCCGUGCAGUGAACUAUGAGAGAGCUUCUCUGGCUCUGUGUUCUGGGGUGAAAAUGUCUGGCUGCAACGCAGAAGUGAAUUGCAUUGGAGGAGGAGGAUUCAUCCCUGAGGGGAACCCGAGACAGUGCGGAGACUUUGCUGCCAUGGACUGGGAUGGAUAUGGGACCCAUGUGGGCUGGAGUUCCAGUAGACAACUGAUAGAGUCUGCUGUUUUGUUGUUUUAUCUGUAAGAAUAAAUAGAUCACUUAACCUAA
Xenopus tropicalis (tropical clawed frog) is the source of this 1234-nucleotide messenger RNA. RefSeq names its product intelectin-1a-like (gene itln1al). The transcript has 8 exons. The record is from RefSeq and is a predicted model, not a curated record. Lineage: Eukaryota; Metazoa; Chordata; Amphibia; Anura; Pipidae. Bases 203 to 1210 code for a protein of 335 amino acids.